This is a messenger RNA of Topomyia yanbarensis, 2028 nucleotides long. Its product is annotated as glycoprotein endo-alpha-1,2-mannosidase-like protein. Gene Ontology annotation, molecular function: alpha-mannosidase activity. Gene Ontology annotation, cellular component: Golgi apparatus. Bases 186 to 1619 code for a protein of 477 amino acids. The record is from RefSeq and is a predicted model, not a curated record. NCBI's taxonomy places the organism in Eukaryota, Metazoa, Arthropoda, Insecta, Diptera, Culicidae. The transcript is spliced from 2 exons.
UCGAACAUACCCUGAUUUGCAGGUCGUAUCAUUGCACAUAACAUUUUCCAUCUGACGUUUUCCAAAUAAACAAUUUUUGAAAAUUUCUGGGCAACGUUUUCGAUCAGAAUAGUUCCAAACUGCCCGUAGUGAUCGAUAUGUGAAAUUAGUAGCGUAAUGUGUUCUUUCGUUAUCAAGUCUUGAAAAUGUCCUUGCUCAAUUUCAAAUUCACCAUCAAAUCGAUGAAGCUGCUAAUUUGCUUCAUCGGCAUCUCUUCACUACUGCUGUUAAUACUGUGCCUCUACAGCACUCUGAACACCCCGGAAAAAGUGGUCCAGCCACUGAUUGCCAGCACCGAUCAGCAGGUGAUCAGUUAUGAACUGCUGCGAAGCCAGAACGCAGCUCUGGUACCGGAAAAGUACAAUGAACACGAAGUCAAAUCUCGCAUUAUAAGGGAAAAAAUCAAACGGUUGGCAGGAGGUAAAAAUGCAGAGCUGAGCACUCCUGCUCGUAGAAACCGGACCAUCGCACUGAAUCGAAACAUACAAAUUUUCUACUAUGCUCCAGUAGCCUGGUACAAACCACAUCCGACCCUACCGAGUGACAAGGUUAUUCGUCUGAUCGAAAACGGAUCUGCCGUUUCCUUCCGUCCAAAUGACGAUCAAGUGAUCAACAUUGCGUUCUAUCCGAAGCGCAAGCUUUACAACACUACGGAAACAGUCGUCCAAGAGCACUUCAACGAUAUUCAAAACUGUGGAAUCGGAGUUGUUAUCCUCGUGUGGCAUCCCAGCUUCAAUGAGGACUUACUGAUGGCUAUCUUCAAAACGGCAGCCAUUCAUAAUCUGAAAAUCGCCGUAGAGAUAAUGGAAUAUCCUGAUCGCACGAUCGAAAGUGUUCGGAAUAAUAUCAAGUACUUUAUAGAUUUAUUCGGCAAGGAUCAGGGUAGCACGUUGAGUUAUUUCCGGGUUCUCUCCAAGAAACGUGACCUUCCGAUAUUCUAUGUACGUAAAGCAUAUCGUAUUAACGAUGCAGACUGGGUACGGCUGCUGUCGCGAAAUGGAAUUCUAACCAUCCGUGGCACUAAUUACGAUGCCAUAGUACUGGCUCACAUUGGAAGCAAGGAACAUAAAUCCAUAGUACGACGCGGUGGGUUCGACGGCUUCUACACCUAUCUACCCAGCAACGGAGCAAACUAUGCAACCACGUGGAAGAAUUGGUCCCAGUUGAAAAAGUUUGCCGAUACCUAUCAUUUGUUGUUUGUCCCCACGAUCGGUCCCGGGUAUUAUGAUCGCAAAAAAUACUCCCGCAGUGGACACCAAAAUCACGGUAUUAACAACAUCAAGCGAUAUCGCUCGAAUGGGCAAUACUUCGAUGUGGCUUGGCGAACAGCAUUGAAGAACAACGCACAGCUGAUCACGAUCAACAGCUACAAUAAUUGGGUCGACGGAACACAAAUCGAAGCCGCGAUACCAGUUUUUGGCUUCCGGGAUUAUCUUCCAGGACCGCCCGAAAAGUACCUGGAUUUGACGCAAUCAUGGAUCGAGGAAUUCGUCAAAUAUAAGCUCAACAGUAUUAAGCUUGGCAGGAAAAGCGAAAGCUCACUGAGCUGUUAUGAUUUUAUUAAUAAUACCAUCUGCUAGAUUGUCGUAAUUGAUACAUGUGCUGAGAGAAAUUUAUCUUCUUCUAUUGUCCGUAUAGAGUAGGUGCAACAGAUUAGUGUGGUACUGUAGUGUGUAGCCGAUAGACAGACACUUUUAUUAAUAAAAGAAAAUCGGUUAUUUGACCUCUUCAAUGAUUGGCUGCUCACCUAGUUAGCAAAGCACUAGAAGCUUAGUAGUUUAUAAUCAGCGGAAAAGUUCCUGAUUUUUGAAAGCGGGCUUACGAAAAAUGGAACAGUAAUCCCAUCUAUCGUUCUCUAACAAAAUAACAAAUUUCACGUUUUAUCUUUGUACAGUGUUGUAGCUUGUAGGACGUAGGUUAUGGAUGUAUCUUUGAAGAAAUAAAUAUGUGAUCUUAUUCACUGGAAGGCUUACUCACCAUUGGAGUUUG